Sphaerulina musiva SO2202 is the source of this 12483-nucleotide messenger RNA. RefSeq lists its product as uncharacterized. Bases 1 to 12483 code for a protein of 4160 amino acids. Gene Ontology annotation, molecular function: phosphopantetheine binding; catalytic activity. Gene Ontology annotation, biological process: amino acid activation for nonribosomal peptide biosynthetic process; secondary metabolite biosynthetic process. The record is from RefSeq and is a predicted model, not a curated record. Gene Ontology annotation, cellular component: cytoplasm. Lineage: Eukaryota; Fungi; Ascomycota; Dothideomycetes; Mycosphaerellales; Mycosphaerellaceae. The transcript is spliced from 3 exons.
AUGGCAUCUCGAAUCAUGUCUCUCCAGCAGUGCGAUCCAGGGACGAUUUCAGAAAUCGCACAAGCUUGUGGAGUUGCCCCAGACGAUAUCGAAGAUGUUUAUGCAGGGACUCCGCUUCAGCUGGGCAUGAUGGCCGAUUCGUCCAAGCGAAGUGGAGCAUAUAAUUACAGACUGAUCCUGAAUCUGAAGGACCGCGUCGACAUCGAACGGUUCUUGGACGCCUUUAGUAUUGUUGUUUCACGAAACCCAAUCCUUCGAACUCGAUUCGCAGACUCAGCGGUGGGCAUACUACAAGCAACCAUCAGAGAACGAUACCACACUCUGCGUUAUGGAGGAACAAUAACAGAAUACUUGGAAGAGGAUGGCUCGCGGCCGAUUGGCAUGGGUCAGCCAUUGCUACGCAGUGCCCUCGUUGAGCGAACACUGGUUAUUACCCUCCACCACGCCAUUGGGGACCAGGUUUCAAAUCUGGCUUUCCUGACCGAUGUGUCCCGUGUCUACCAAGGAAAAGAGCCAGAACUACAUGCACCAUACAAAGACUUUGUCCACUACUGCUCGAGUAUCAGCGAUCACGAUGCCGAGUCUUUCUGGAAACCUCGAUUCCAGAGUAUUCCAGCACAUUUCCCGACAGCCAUACCAAACCAUGUUCCGAACCCCACCGAGCAUAUCUCCCAACAUGUUGCUUUGGGUGCGUCUGCGGCCAAUGUUUCGAUCGCUUUGGUACCCUCAUACAUCGAGGUUGCUUGGGCUUUGACAGCGAGAGCGUAUACAGGAAGUGAUAGCGUGGCUUUCGGUUUGGUAUUGUCUGGUCGCUCUGCGGCUCUUGGAGGGCUCGAGACUACGCUAGGACCCACACUGGUCACGGUACCGGUGCAAGUAGAUCUCCCUUCCCAUGCUAGCAUCAAAGACGUGCUCCAAGAACGAAGCAAGCAACGACGUCAGCUGCAGAGCCACGUUGCGCUACAAUAUGGACUCGCUCGUAUUCGCAAGAUCAGCGCGGAGGCAAAGGCUACGGCUGCAUUCCAGACAUUGCUCAGCAUACGCCCGACAGGAGACGAAGGGACAGGCUUCCAGCAAUUCACAGUGGAGAAGAGUGAUGUUGUGGGACCGUAUGGAAUCAGUUUGACGGCUACAUUGGCGCCUUCUGGCAUUCUGCUCGAGGCGAGCAGUGAUCCGCCCGUACUGGAGAAGAAACAACUCCAGCGAGUCCUACAUCAGUUCGAGCAUAGUCUGAAAUGGCUACUGGGACAACCGCUGCACGCCACAAUCGACCAAUAUCCAGCCUUGAAUGUGCGUGAUCAAGCAGAGGUCAUGGCCUGGAAUGGCUUUAUACCCGAGCCAGUGGAGAGAACAUUGCAUGAUAUCUUUGCCGACCAGGUCCGCCUGCAGCCGAAGAGACCUGCAGUCGUUGCUGCAGAUGGUAGCCUGUCAUAUGAAGACUUGGAUGCCCUCUCCGAACGACUUGCUCAGCAGCUUGUGCAUAAGGGUCUUGCUGUGGAAGAGCCAGUAGCCUUCAUAUUCGAAAAGUCGCGCUGGACGAUCGUGGCCAUCUUGGCGAUAUUGAAGGCAGGGGGAGCAUGUGUUCCUAUCGAUGCCUCCAGCCCACAUUCUCGCAAGCUCUUACUCAUGUCUUUGGCCGGAGCACGCUUCCUUCUCACAUCAGAGCAACACAGUGCGGGUUGCGUCGGACUGUCGCAGCAUGCUUUGACGGUCUCGUCGAUGGAGCUGGACAAACUCCUCCCAGUCAGCUCUUCCCUCCAGGCCACAUCUCGAAGCUCACCGUCAAAUUUGGCCUACAUCAUGUUCACUAGUGGCUCGACCGGAGAGCCCAAGGGCGUUCUCCUUGAGCAUCGAUCUCUAGCAUCUUCGCUCACUCGGCUUUCUUCAAAUUUCGGCUGGGGAAGCUGCACUCGAACGCUCCAAUUUGCAGCCUAUGUCUGGGACGCCAGUCUUUUGGAGAUUUUUGGCGCAGUACUGUUUGGAGGCUGCAUAUGUAUGCCUUCACAGGCAGAGAGAGAGUCUGGCCUGGCCAGCUUCAUGAACUCUGCUAAAACGACAUGGGCUUUACUCACGCCUGCUGUCCUCAGAACGAUAUCACCAGAUGAGGUGCCACAUCUUGAGGUGUUAGCUAGCGGUGGUGAAGCCAUUGAUGUUGACGCAACGGCGCUCUGGAGCCGACGACUAUGCUUUUUGAACUGCUAUGGCCCAGCAGAAGCCAGCAUUAUCAGCACACUUGCAACGCUGUCACCAGACUCCCCCUACCCUCAGACCAUUGGACGCGCGACUGGCUGUGCAACAUGGGUUGUCGAUCCUGACAACGCGAACCGCCUUCUGCCCAUUGGCGCGACGGGAGAGCUGGUUGUACAGGGCCCAAAUGUGGCCCGCGGAUACCUCAACAACGAUAUCAAGACUGCACAUUCGUUCAUCGAGCCACCGUCAUGGGCCAUACGUGGACAUGGGCCUGGACAUAGACAGGGUGUAGCACACUCGGCUGCCUCGCAGAGAAUGUAUCGCACCGGCGAUCUGGUGCGUUAUAACCCUGAUGGCUCUCUAUGCUUCAUGGGACGGAGAGACCAGCAGGUGAAGCUUCGUGGUCAACGCUUCGAACUCGGCGAGGUGGAGGCUUCUCUAUCCAAAUGCCCUGGAGUGCGAGAAGUGUUUGCCGGGAUCGUAAUCACAGCGACGGGCCACAAGGAUCUGGCUGCUGUUGUGACGCUGUCCGAAACCACAUGCACGCAAUCAGCUUCUCCCGUUUUGCAGGUACUCGAUUCGACGCAGCUUGCCAAUGUAGACACGCUCAAGCGCCAAGUACAAGCAUUUGCUCAUAUGCAGCUGCCAUCGCAUAUGGUACCGACUUUGUGGUUCGCAGUGUCCGCCCUGCCCACAUCAACUUCAGACAAGCUGGAUCGAAAGCGUAUCAGCUCGUGGCUUCAAGAGCAGAACCUGGAGACAGCCAAGCUCCUCAUGAGUCAAGACGCAUCUGCAUCGACUACGACGACACCUCCGAAGACUCCUGAAGAGACUGCUCUACAAGCAGUGUGGUCGUCUGUUCUAGGCAUUCCCAAAGUUGAUAUUGGCCGCGAAAGUGACUUUAUUGCACUUGGAGGAGAUUCGAUCUCUGCCAUGUCGGUGGCAACUCGUCUUCGUAAACAGGAAGGUUUCCAGAUUGCUGUAGCAGCACUGCUCGGCAGUGGAAGUCUUGCGCAGGCUGCGGUGACAUGCACAGCGCUACACCAACCAUCGAAUGCCUCUGUCCUGCUCAACAGUGUUACGAGCACCAGUCUGUCUCCUGUACAACGACUGUUCUUUGAGAACGAUGGACCAGCGGCACACAACCAUUUCAACCACUCCUGGGUCCUGGAGCUACGAUCAGAUGUCUCUGCUAAAGCACUGGAGACUGCAUUGGCAAAGGUCGUGGAUCAUCAUGCUAUGCUUCGGGCACGUUUCAAACAAGGGGUAAAUGGUGCGUGGCAUCAGGAAAUCGAGGCAUUUUCAAGCGGCGCUUGGCAUUUUGCUCAUCACCAAGGGGUCAUGCCUGAUAGUGUUCCAGCUCUCGUUGAGGCACGUCAAGCUACGAUGGACAUCCACACUGGUCCUGUCUUCUCCGCCGACUUGAUCGAGAAGCAAAACGGCAGCCGCCUGCUUUUGCUUGUCGCUCACCACAUUGUUGUCGAUCUCGUUUCCUGGCGUGUAGUCUGGGAAGAUAUCGAGACUCUCGUCCAUGAGCCUCAAGCAUACCUCCCCGACAGUGCCUCUUUCUUGACUUGGACAGAACACCAGGCACAGUCUGUCGAUCCGACCGAUCUGAGCGACAGCUGGCCGAAAGCCAACCUAGGCUUCUGGAAUGUGCAGGACAAGCUCGCCUUGAGUGGCAACCUCAUCAAGCACCGCCUCGAGUUUGAUCCAGCUACGACCGAGCUCGUCAUGGGCUCUUGCAAUCUCGCCUACAAUACCACUCCGACAGAAUUGUUGCUAGCAGCCACCUUCAGAUCGUUUCAGAGAAUCUUUGCAGGUCAUAAUCAGCCAGCAGUAUACUGUGAAGGCCAUGGGCGACCUCUUUCAGAGACGGCACUGGAUGUGUCUCGCACAGUAGGCUGGUUCACAACCUUGACGCCUGUGGUACCAUCAGCUGCUGGUACCGAUCUGACAACUAUCGCUAUGAUCAAAGACAGCUAUCGCGAUGCUACCGUUAAUUCGCUACAUUCGUUCACGUCACGCAUGGCCAGCACCCAGCCCUUGCAUUGGCGAGACAUUGAGCUCCUCUUCAACUUUGCUGGUCGACUCCAGCAGAUCAACCAAAGUGACAGCUUGUUCAGUCUAGAUGCUCGAUACUCUGAUAAGGUCCUACAAGUAGCGGACAAUGUGCCUCAACCUGCGCUCAUUAGUGUUUCGGCAGCGGUCCAGGGCGAGUGCUUACAGAUAUGGGUCGAAUACAACGGCGAAAUGGCACACCAGGACCGUUUGCGUGGCUUCGUCGACGAGCUGAAGCAUGAAGUCGAACGCUUUUCAACCACUCUACCAGGCGGGCAGUCAGAACUUACGCUUCACGAUAUGCCAUUGCUUCAUGCAACAUACCAAGACCUGCCACGAAUUCACAGAUCACUGACCGCAAUUGGCGUGCCAGCUUCGAAUGUCGAGACUAUUCUGCCAUGUACGCCGAUGCAGGAGGGUAUGCUACUCGCACAGUUCAAAGGCCACGAGAACGCAUACCUCGGUCGUUUCAUAUUCCGACUGUCGGGGGGCUCAAGCCUCGACGUCUAUCGUGUUGCCGAUGCCUGGCGGCUGUUGUGUAAGACACACAAGAUGCUCCGAACGCUCACGACCAGUGGGCUCUGCUCAGGGGGUGCUUUUCAGCAGCUUGUGCUUAAGAAGACGGAGCCGCGGGUGGUUCAUCUCGAGGCCGGAGGAGCCAAAGAUAUCUGCUCGGUGUUGAAGGCAUAUGCACGACCCCGACUGCAGCCAGACCGUCCGACACACCAAAUGACUCUGGCAUCCGGCUCAGGGCAUGUCUACGCGAUGCUUGAUAUCAGCCAUGUCUUGUCCGACGCCCGGACCAUGCAGCUUCUAGCAUUGCAACUUCGAGCGGCUUACUUACAUCCACUGCAAGUGCCUAUCAGCCCUUCAUUUGAUGAGCAUGUUGCCCAUAUUCAGCAGAAUCGAGAGACCUCCCACAAGUACUGGGUCAACCACCUGAGAAAUGCACAGCCUACACUCCUACCACAUGUGGAGAACGGGGCUGAAUCCAAUGCUGAGGACGGUGCGAAGGCGAUUGAUGUCCCUUUCGCGAACGCGCCAGAACUACUAGCCUUCUGCAAAAAGCACAGCCUAACCGUGGCGAAUGUCGUUCAAGUCGGCUGGGGACUGGUCUUGCAACAACUGACCGGAUCCCACGAUGUUCUCUUUGGCUACCUAUUCUCAGGACGGGAUGCCUCGGAAGAGGCACAGAACACCAUCGGUCCUUUUAUCAAUAUGUUGACAUGCAGAAUCCAAGCUAACUCCGAUUUGAGAGUUUUGACUGUUCUGGAGAAGGCCAAAGCAGACUUCUCUGCAGGUCUCGAGAAUUCAGCUUGUGUCCUCGGCGAAUUGCAGGACGCGCUGGGUGUUGGUUCAUCACCAUUGUUCGACACGGCAAUGUCUGUGCAGCACACUUGGACUGAUGAGAUCAAAAGUCAGGGCUCGUCAGACCUUGCGAUUGAAUUGGAGCAUGUCGAAGAUCCCACCGAGUUCCCACUCACGGUGAAUGUCAUGUAUACGAACAAUUCUUUUGCUUGCAAAUUGUUCUACCAGGCUGGUAAACUUUCCAGAAGUCUGGCAGAAGACCUUGCCACCACGUACGCAGCUACCAUCGACUGCAUCAUCCGAGACGAUCAACAGUCUAUCGGCACGGUUCAUGCCUCUUCAAUUCUACCUCCUCCUCGGCCUGUCCGAUUGCUAUCAGCUCUGCCGGACAGAUGGAAUAGCGACUCUGUGCGGGCAGUCGACUCGUGUCUGCAUGAGCUGUUCAGGACGGUGGCCAAGAAUUAUCCAACGGCACCCGCAGUAUGCUCAUGGGAUCGCUCCCUGAGCUAUGGAGAUUUGGACAUCCUGUCAGAGAAACUGGCCGCAAUGCUGCAACGGAUGGGUAUUGGUCCAGCAUGUAUCGUUCCGUUUGUCUGCGAGAAGUCUGCAUUGGCUCCUGUGAUCAUGUUGGGGAUUCUCAAGGCAGGCGCAAUAAUGUUGCCGCUGGACAUUACUCAUCCAGUGGCUCGACUGACCAGUAUUGUACAGGAAGCCAACGCUGCGGUUGUUGUAUGUUCGUCCACCUUACAGCAUGCAGCCGCUCAGCUUGCUCCGCAGACUUUGGCAAUCGACUUCAAGACACUCGAGGAUGAAGCCUAUAAGACCAUCCAGAACAGCACCACUCCCUCCGACGGCUGCUAUGUGAUCUCCACGUCGGGCUCAACUGGAAAGCCCAAGAUGAUACUCGUGGAACACCGCAACGUGGCAACGAGCAUUACCUCGCACCUACAGCCCCUUGGAGUCAACGCUUGCACAAGAGUUCUCCAGAUCGCAACCUUCGCCUUCGACGCAUCCGUAGCAGAGGUCUUCUUUCCCUUGCUAGCAGGAGGAUGUAUUUGUAUGCCGAGCGAUGCCGAGAGGUCUGACAAUAUUGCCGCUGCCAUUGUGAGGACAUCUGCGAACUUUUCCUUCAUGACACCGUCCAUGGCAAGACUCCUCAAGCCCAGCAAAGUGCCUACACUGCGUACGCUGGCGUUGAUGGGCGAAGCGAUGACACAGGAUGAUGCCGAGCUCUGGAAAGACAUUCGCCUGAUCAACGCUUACGGCCCUGCCGAAGGUGCUAUCAUCUCCAGUUGCGGAGAUGUCGAUCAUGAAAAGGCUAAUGCCUUUGCAAAUAUCGGUCGACCGCACGGCUGUGCUUUCUUCGUCACGGAGCAAGAUGACCACAACGUCCUCGCCCCGAUUGGAUCUCCUGGUGAGCUCAUUAUACACGGACCUUCUGUAGCUCGCGAGUAUUUGAACGACCCAGAGAAAACUGCAGCUGCUUUCAUCUCUGCACCAGAGUGGAGCAAGUUCUUCCUGUCACUCCAAGCAGCGCAGUCGGAUCGAUUCUACAAGACUGGCGACUUGGUAGCGCAGAAUACCGACGGCUCCAUAUCUUACUUGGGGAGGAAAGGACUGCAAGUGAAGAUUCGUGGACAGCGUGUCGACCUUGCCGAGAUCGAACAUCAUCUGACCCUGUUGCUGGGCGGCACAGUCUCCUUGGCAGUCGAGACCGUAGAUGCACAUGGUGAUAAGAGUGACGGGCGACUCGUCGCCUUUCUCGCUGAGACGGCAUCCGAAGGCUUGGGUGAUGGCAGCAGCAACACAUUGGGCUGCAUGUUAACGGACCCGGAACCAGGUCAGGCCGCUCUGCUUCGUGAAGGCCUCCAGAAAGUUGUCGCCCCGUACAUGGUACCGGAUCUGUACGUGAGGUUGCAAACACUUCCCCUGUCUCCGUCUGGCAAGACGGAUCGAAAGCGACUUCGAGAGCUAGGCGCUGCAUUAUCAAAAUCAGAGCUCAUGGCCUAUAGUGCACUCCGCAAGGGGAAAGAGGAGAACCUAGCGAAAUGCGAUCUGCCCAUCGUCGAGCGACAUUGGACGGAACACGAGCGCAUACUCCAAGGACUUUGGUCCAAAGUCUUGGGUAUCCCACAUGAGUCGAUCGCACGUGAGGACAACUUCCUAGCAAUCGGCGGCAACAGCAUCAAGGUCAUACAACUCGUCGCGGCUGCUCGAGACCAAGAACUGCAGCUCACAGUGGCAGACAUUUUCGGCCAUCCCGUACUGAGUGAACUCGCGGCCGUCGUACGCACUACUGCCAUCAAAGAGAGCACGAUCGCGCCUUUCACUCUGCUUUCUGGCUCCCCUGACGUUGAGUCACUCUGCCAACAUGUGGCCGCCGUCUGCGGUGUUUCAGCAUCACAAGUUGAAGACAUGCUUCCUGCUACGGCGAUACAAGAGGGCUUGCUUGCGAUGGCUUCGAAGAGAAGCGGUGACUAUGUCGCUCAAAUGGUCCUGCCGCUCGGCACUUCGACUAAUCUCGAUGCAUUCAAGAAAGCGUGGGAAGCUGUGGUUGCAUCUGCACCCAUCUUGCGAACACGUCUGAUCGAUAUACCCGAACAUGGUGUUGUCCAGGUGGUACUCCAAGAAACUGUAGCUUGGACAGAGUAUGUUGAUCUGGAGACCGAACUUGCCAGCGAGCUACAAGCGGAAAUGACACUGGGCUCCUCGCUCAGCAGAGUGGGCAUCAAUGUGGACUCUGUAAGCGGAACGAAGAAUUUCGUGUUGACGCUUCACCACGCAAUCUAUGAUGGCUGGUCCAUGUCGCUGUUGCUCGACGCUGUCGAAGAUGCGUAUCACGAUAGGAUUCCACGACUGGUGUCGUUCAAGCCCUUCAUUCGACACCUCUGCGAGCAGAAGCUGGAAGAUGUGGAGAGAUUUUGGUCAUCACAAUUCGCGGGCCUGGAGGCGCCACCGUUCCCUACACUGCCAUCUGCGGAAUACACGCCCCGUGCAAACGCAACGUUCGAGCACAGUGUCACACACCUCAAAGGAUCCUCGUCAGCUGUGACCAUGUCCACCAUCGUUCGCACCGCCUGGGCACUGCUUCUUGGCUCAUAUACAGGUACCCCGGAUGCAGUAUUCGGCGCCAUAGUGAGUGGUCGACAAGCUUCCGUGCCAGACAUUGAACGUAUUGCUGGACCCACGAUAGCGACCGUACCAGUGCGUGUCAGGCUCGAAGGCAACCAGACUAUCGAGAGCCUACUUCACCGCGUUCAGCAACAAUCACUAGACAUGAAUGAGUUUGAGCAGACAGGCUUGCGUGUAAUCAAAGGAAUCAACUCAGAAGCACAAAUUGCAUGUGGCUUCCAGACUCUGCUAUUGAUACAGCCUCCGGAACCUUCAGAUGCAAGCAAAUCGACGAAGGAUAGCCUAUUCCUGCAGGAGAAGACGAGCAGGAACCAUGUCGCUUUCGAUGCAUUCUCCACAUACAGCAUCAUGCUCGUGUGCGAGUUGCAAGCUGACGGACUUCGACUUCGAUUCGCAUAUGACAAUCACGUUGUAGAGCACGCACAAGUUUCGAGGAUGGGUUCUCAGCUCGAUCAUCUGUUACACCAGCUCUGUGACAUCGACUUGCGGGGAGGCACUCUCGCCAAUCUCCAAAAGAUCAGCUCCGACGAUCUGCAUGAUAUCUGGAGUUGGAAUGCCGCGGUGCCCUCAACAGUCGCAGAGAGUGUGCACGACUUGAUCUCCAAAACGGCACAUAUGCAGCCUCAGGCUCUGGCUAUACAAGCCUGGGAUGGAAACUUGACAUAUGACGGUCUCGAUGAGUGCUCGGAUACGCUAUCCAGCCAUCUUCUGGCGCUUGGCCUUUCUCGGGGCGACGUGGUGACCCUGCUGUUCCCAAAGUCUAUGUGGACCGCCGUGGCCGCUUUGGGAGUCUGGAAAGCCGGUGGUGCAGCGCUUUUGCUCGAUGUUGCGCUUCCGCAGGACAGACUGGCUACCAUCAUCGCAGAGGCCAAGCCCAGGCUCAUGAUCUGUGCAGCCUCACUCGUCACGCUGUCCCAGUCUUUGGCACCAGCGUUGCAGCCUGUACCGCUGGACUGGAGCUCUUUCAAAGUGAUGGAUGGAAUUGAGCAGAGUGUAGAGCUGCCAACUUGGCACCCAUCUGACGUGUUGUAUAUGGUUUUCACGUCCGGGAGUACUGGAACACCAAAAGGCGCACUGGUCACGCAUAGCAACUUUGCCAGUGCUCUGCGGCAUCAAGCGGCCAGCCUUGGCCUCACCCCAUCUUCCAGGGUUCUUGACAUAUCCGCAUAUUCGUUUGAUAUGGCGUGGUACACCAUGUUGCACACCCUUUAUACCGGCGCUUGCCUAUGCAUUCCCAGCGAUCAGGAACGCAAGGAUGACCUCUCCGGUGCCACUCUUCGUUACGGUGCAACCUUUGUGAAUCUCACGCCCAAGGUCGCAAGUUUGCUUGACGGAGAUGCAUUGCGGCAGCUGAAAAAGAUUGAGAUGGCCGGUGAGACUGCAAGUAAAGAGCUCCUGGACAGACUACGGACGCAUGACUUGCAAAUUAGCAACGCAUAUGGACCUGCGGAGUGUACUGCGAUAGUCGUUUCGUCCAAUGAAAUGAGAACGCCAUCACACAUUGGACGCGGCGCCGGUGCGGUCACAUGGCUCAUGGACCCGCUCAACACAGAUCAUCUUGUACCCGUGGGUUGCAUUGGUGAGCUCUUCAUUGAAGGGCCAUUGGUGGGCAAAGGCUACCUGGGCCGACCGGAGCAGACCGCAGCGGCUUUCGUCGAGGAUCCGGAAUGGCUUGCGCAAGGAUAUAGCACGCAUCCAGGCCGGAGUGGCCGUUUGUACCGCACCGGGGACCUCGCUCGCUACGAAGCAGACGGUAGCCUAUCGCUGCUAGGUCGCAGAGACGGCCAGGUCAAGAUCAGAGGGCAGAGAGUGGAGCUUGCUGAAAUCGAACAUCAUAUUCAUGCUCUCCUCGAGGCAGCUGGCCACGCGGGCUUGCAUGUCGUGGCCGAGGUUGCAAAGCCUCUGAAUUGUGAUUCAGCCAGACUGGUGGCUCUCCUGGUUCCAACAGGGGCCAAAAACAUGACGGAGCAACGCUUGGGCCAAGAAGUCUCGCAUAUGAUCCGUGGUCUGGACGACAAGCUCGCGACACUCGUUCCUCAGUACAUGGUCCCGGAUGCAUACGUCCCGCUAGUGGAGAUCCCACAUACUGCUACGGGCAAGACGGACAGGAGACGCUUACGCGAGAAGAUUGCGUCCAUGGAGCUCGAGAGUUUGUCUGGUGCAGCCGAGUACGUUGCGCCGUCCACCGAGCUUGAGGCCAAGUUACAAUCAAUCUUUAGCGAUGUCCUGAACGUACCUGCGACCUCUAUAUCUGUGGAAGCUCCCUUCCGCAGUCUUGGUGAUUCCAUCCAGGCAAUGCAGCUCGUUGCAAAGUGUCGGCGGGAGCAGAUUGGCCUUACCACUGAGCGCUUGCUGCGAUUACAGACAAUCAGAAACAUCUGCAAAGAGCACGAAGCUUCGACUAGCAGCGGCUGUCAACUCGAUCAGAGCAUUGCCAAAGUCCUCCCUGCAGAACAGCUCCACACCCUUUUCGACUUGUCCCCCAUCCAACAGUGGUACUUCGACACCAAACCAGCCAAAAUGUGCUUCGAUGUUCCUUUACUCCUCGUACUGCAGCGCCGCUUGAGCCCAAAGCUGGUUAGGCGAGCCAUGGAACAUCUUGUGGCCCGCCACUCCAUGCUGCGAGCACGAUUUGAGCAAGACGCAGCAACAGGCCGCUGGAAGCAGCUAAUUCACUCUGACGUGGAAUCCUCGUACAGCUUUGAGUACCACGCUGUGGAGACCGAAGCUGCUCUGGCUUCGACAGUGAAGAGUUGUCGCGCGGGAUUGGACAUCGAAAAGGGUCCAUUGAUUGCAGCUCGACUGAUCGAAACGGGAGACUCUCAACUCUUGUUUGUAACCACGCACCAUUUGGUCAUGGAUUAUAUGAGCUGGCGCAUCCUGAUCGCGGAGCUCGAUGAUCUGCUCUCCAGAACCACCACGCCAGCAGUGGAGCAGGCCCCUUCGCACUCGUUCCAGCACUGGGUACUGGCACAAGCUGAAUACACCCGAUCGAGAUUGUCUCCUGAGCUUGCACUUCCUGCAAAUCACCAGAUCCUGCCUGCUCAAUUAGACUAUUGGGGCUUGAACGAGGCCAAAAUCCAAACCAUGCGAUAUGCAACUCGCGUCGUGACGCUCGACACCAAAGCAACCUCUCACAUCAUGGAGUCGCCAUACAUCACAAAACAAGCUUUUACGCCUUUCGAGCUCCUCAUGUCCGCCCUCUUCUACAGCUUCAGCCAUGCCUUUCCCGACCGCCCUCUCCCACCUUGUUUCGCCGAAGGGCACGGCCGCGAACCCUGGUCCGGAAGCCCCUUCGACCUCUCCCAAACCGUCAGCUGGUUCACCACCAUCUUCCCCAUCCAGCUCCCCCCAACAACAACAACAACAACAACCUCCCCCUCCCGAUCUCUCGCAGAAACCAUCCGAGCCGGAGCGCACGCAAUGCGAUCUCUCCCCCACCACGGCUUCGACUACAUGUCCACGCGCUAUCUCCACCCGCGCGGACCCGAGAACUUCCACUCAAGCCAAGGAACAUGGGAAUUGAAUUUCAAUUUUUUGGGAACUUUUUAUCAAUUCGAAAAGGAAGAUUCUCUCUUUCAUCUUCAACCACUUCCCUCCGGUUCGGAUCCCGAGAGUACGGCGGAUUUUGCCCCGACGGCUGUUUUUGAUAUUGGUGCUGUGGUGAUUCGGGGGGAGUUGCAGGUUACGUUUAAGUAUGCUUGCGCAGAACAUUUUGUGGAACGCUUGGCGGGGGAGUAUGAGAGAGUUUUGAGGAGUUUUGGUGCAGGAGGAGUAGCAGGAGGGAGAUAA